AUGUUUAGUAAUAAACCAUCAACAGAAACAAUAACAAAAAUUUUGUCAAAUCCAUCUUCAUUCUUAUCACACAAAGUUAAUAAUAAUAAUAAAUUAUCGAUAUUAACUAAUUCUGUAAUUAGACAUUUCAGUGUUAGUAGUUAUAACGAAAAUAAUUUCGAAUGGGUUAUAAGAUUUAUUGUUUUUGGAAUUACUGGCUCAACAACUGUUAGAGUUGUUAGACCAAUAGUCAAUGAUAUAUUUGGAAUAGAUGCUUCAUUGAAGGACCUUGGUCAUUUCGAUUAG
Entrophospora sp. SA101 is the source of this 285-nucleotide messenger RNA. The record is from the annotation of a GenBank genome assembly. NCBI's taxonomy places the organism in Eukaryota, Fungi, Glomeromycota, Glomeromycetes, Entrophosporales, Entrophosporaceae.